Molecule: messenger RNA, 168 nt
Organism: Entamoeba invadens IP1
Lineage: Eukaryota; Evosea; Mastigamoebida; Endamoebidae
Exons: 2
Source: RefSeq, a predicted model, not a curated record
AUGUGUUGUGGAUGGAAAGAGCCGCGUGAUUACUGCGCUAAAAAAAUGAUUCCGACGUGUUAUAACGUUCUAAUAUUCCCAUUGAAUGCUUUUCAGUGGAUUACAAUCACUCUCGUUUUCUUUCAAGUAGCCCAUUUGGUUAUGCUAUCUGUGUCGUUUUAUUACAAA